Messenger RNA from Staurois parvus, 503 nucleotides. Lineage: Eukaryota; Metazoa; Chordata; Amphibia; Anura; Ranidae. The record is from the annotation of a GenBank genome assembly.
GACGACAUCCAGAGGUUCCGCCGUCAGCUGUCUGUCUAUGACGAUCCAUCACUGAGGAGGAUAUACGAGUAUUACAGAGAUGAUCUGAUCUACAUCCUGGAGAACAUGGACACCGGGCUCCUCCUGAAGGAACUCAGAUCUCGGAAUGUCUUCAGCACAGAUAAGUUCCUGGCCAGGGAAAAACACAUGAGCCGGGCCGCCUUCUCUCACACCUUGUUACAAGAUAUUGAGGAGUGGGGAAGAGAAGCCGUGAUUGGAUUCUGGGAAUGUCUCUGUGCGCUACAGGAAGAUCGUCAUCAUCCGAAUUUAUUGGCCGUUCUGGAAGAAAUCAGCCUGACAGGUGAGGCUCUGGUGGAUCAGAUUCUGCUGGAUGAGUAUGGUCACUCGCUGACUCCGGAGCUGAGAGAUAUUCAGGAAAAGCACAAACAUCAUCUGAUGAUGAGAAGACUGAGACUCUAGUGGAGCAUAGACCCCCAGGAACUACCCUGGAACCACAAAGAUUC